Messenger RNA from Striga asiatica, 1345 nucleotides. NCBI's taxonomy places the organism in Eukaryota, Viridiplantae, Streptophyta, Magnoliopsida, Lamiales, Orobanchaceae. The record is from the annotation of a GenBank genome assembly.
AAACACUAUUGGCAAAGAGCAACACAGAGAAAAAGAAAAGAAAAAAGAAAAGGGGAAAUUCGAGUACCCAAAGUCCCUGCAAAUCAAUCCAAACAAUUGAAAAAAAAUUCGAUCUUUGAUAUGGGCCGGAUUGCAGUUGCGUCGGCCGUCGUACUAUGGCUGAUUCCGAUCUCUAUUCUCGUUAAUCAAAUCGUUCCCAGCCCGGACAUGGCUUAUUCUUCAUGGGAGCAGUUUCUUCUUUUACGGACUCGUGCACCACUUCAGUUCUACGCCUCACCAAUGGAGUUCUGGCCGUUUUAUGUAGCAUUCUUGUUUAUGAGAUACUCGUGCAUCUUAGACCGUCUCUCGAUGAAAAAAAGGCAACAUUGCAAGCUGUGGUUAUUUCUUUAUAUCCUCUACACUGACGUGGCAUCACUGACGGCUGUGCUCGUAAUGUAUCUUUUAGCUCUCAAGAAGAAGUAUCUGCUGAGCUCGCUGCUUGGGGCUUUAUCCGUAUUGAUACGACAAACAAAUAUUAUAUGGACGCUUUUUGUCGCCUGCACUAGCGUCAUACAAUUUGCCGAGUCCCAUAAUAAAAGUGGUGAGGAAAUAAAGGAUAUGGGCACAUCAAUGAAAAACAAUGAUCUUUAUUCGAGUCAAGAUAAUGUAUCAGUUGCCACUAACUUGAGAAAGCGAAGGGGUAAUAAGGUCAUUACGAGUCACAAAAGCUUUACUCCACAAACAUCUGUUCCCAUGGCACACUCAUCAGGUUUGGUCGACGAAAUUUUGGACAUCAUAGUCAUCUCGUGGAACCAUUUCUGGGAGAUUUUCGUUUCCUUGAGUCCUUUCUUUAUGGUAUUUGUGGCUUUUCUCGGUUUUGUGUACUGGAAUGGGAGUAUAGUUCUCGGUGCUAAAGAUGCACAUGGAGUUUCACUGCAUUUCCCUCAGUUGCUGUAUUUUGGAUUGAUUUCUGCCAUUUUUACGGCCCCUGUCCAGUUUAAAAAGUUGUUGAAGAGGAAACUAUUUGGUCCCGUCCAGUUGCUCGUGGCUUUAGCAUUUGGCUUCCUUUCCGUGCAAUUUUUCAGCAUAGCUCAUCCGUAUCUGCUGGCUGAUAGCCGACACUACACUUUCUACUUGUGGCGAAAGGUCAUCAAUUACCAUUGGUCGACAAAAUACCUAAUGAUCCCACUUUAUGUUUACUCGUGGUUUUCCAUUGUCGAUAACCUGGGUUAGUACCAAAAAAAACCCAUCCGGUAUCCGGUAUCCGGUAAUACCGACCGAUACCGGAUACGGUACAGUAUCCGGUAAGUUUGUGUUUAAAAACUUACAUGUCGGACCACCGGUAUCCGGUAUUACCGGUAAUACC